Messenger RNA from Sardina pilchardus (European sardine), 2844 nucleotides. It is a transcript of the gene snx19a, whose product is annotated as sorting nexin 19a. NCBI's taxonomy places the organism in Eukaryota, Metazoa, Chordata, Actinopteri, Clupeiformes, Clupeidae. The coding region runs from base 1 to 2844 and encodes 947 amino acids. Gene Ontology annotation, cellular component: intracellular membrane-bounded organelle. The record is from RefSeq and is a predicted model, not a curated record. Gene Ontology annotation, molecular function: phosphatidylinositol binding. The transcript has 11 exons.
AUGCCGGCCACCAACAUACUGGCCCAGAGGAAGGUGCUGGGAUGUGGGGUGUUUCUGGCCUGGCUGGUCCUCUUCCAUCUGCUGGUAAACGUAUGGCUCCUGUGCGUUUUCACCAGCCUGCUGGUGGUGCUCGGAGGCUGGCUUGGGUCACGGGUCAUGCUGGACGGCAACAGCCUCCUCCACCUGGAGCACUUCCUGCCGCUGUACCAGUCCCCUCCGGCCCAGCCUGCCGUGGACAGCGAGCGGCGGCUCGACUGGGAGAUCCACAGCGCGGUGAGCAAAGCCGUGCGCGACUUCGUCUCCUCGUGGUACCGCACCCUCGUGGCCGAGGAGGAGGGCGAGUUCGAGUGGGUGGUGCGAGACGCCAUGCUGGCGUCGGCGGCCGAGCUGAAGCGGCGGGCGCGUCACGUGGACAGGCGGGCGCUGGCGCAGCGGGCCUUGGAGCUCUGCGGCUGCCACCUCCAGAGCUACAGCCGCGCACGCCAGCAACAGCAGCAGCAGCAGCAGGGCCAGACGCGGCCUGAUCCCGGGCCAGAGUCGCAGGCGCGGGGGGGCGGCGAGGUCCCGGACCUGUGGCAGCUGUACAGCCAGGCGUUCCAGCCCCACCCGGCUCUGGCGAGUGCCACGGCCGAGCUCAGCUACUCCAGGUCCGUGGUGGACCUGCUCAUGCACGCGCUGGUGCCGUACCCUCUCCUGGAGACCCGGACGGGCCGCUUCAUGGUGGUGGAGCUCAUCACGUGCAACGUCCUCCUGCCGCUGGUGGCCAGGGUGUCCAAUCCCGACUGGCUCAACCUCACCAUCGUCGACGUCUUCACCAAGCCCAGCUCGCCGGAGGACGAGGCAGAGACGCAGGAGGCGUUCUACGAGGCCCGAGCCACGCAGCAGGACUCCUGGAGCUGCGGCCUCGACACCACCAUGAUGUGGUCGACGCCGGAGAUGUCCAGCGUCACGCUGACCGACGCCUCCUCGUUCUCCUCGGUCGUCCCGACCAGCACGGAGAGCAGCGCCCACAGUCUGUCCUCGCUGGAGGAGCCCACGCAGUGUGCCGGGACCGGGCGGCUCUUCUCGGGACGGGUCGGUCCGGCCCGACUUCCCGUGGACCUCCUCCGGCCGAUCCGAAGCUCCCGCUGGGACCCGGAGGCCGACUCCUCCGACCUGGAGUCGCCGUCCUCGGACGGCAAGAAGGUCUCUUACGAGUCGCUGAACUCCGAGGGGGACAAGACGGACCGCUUCUGCGACUGCGUGUCCCCCACCGACUUCUGCGGACUCGUGUGCCUGGAGGAAGAGCCCUUCGGCUUCCUCGGCGCGGCGAAGCGUUCGGCGCCGAAGGUCAUGGUGUCCGCCAUGGGUCACCGCUCCUGGCCCGAGAGCCCGGUGGAGGAGACGCCGGCCUCGCUCCACCAGGGCAGCUCGGCGACGGCCCCCGGGAGCCUCUGUCUGCCCCCCUUCAAGUUCGAGCCUCUGGGCAGCCCCGAGGGGCCUCUGGUCAUCCAGAACCUGCGCAUCUCGGGGACGCUCACGGCCAAGGAGCAAAAGGGCAGCAGCACACACCCAUACACACUCUACACUGUGAAGUAUGAGACUGUUGCAGAUUCGGACAGCUCGGGAACAGACCAGUCUCUCGCGUAUCACACCGUGAACCGCCGCUAUAGCGAGUUCCUCAACCUACAGACUCGACUGGAGGAGAAGCCAGAACUCCGCAAAGUGGUCAAAAAUGUGAAAGGCCCCAAGAGACUCUUCCUGGAUCUUCCCUUCGGGAAUGCUGACGUAGAUAAAGUGGAAGCUCGGAAAGGCCAGCUGGAGACAUAUCUCAAACAUCUCUGCACCAUCCCUGAGACCGCCAACAGUGACGAGGUGCAGGAAUUCCUGGGUCUCAACACAGACGCCAGAAUGACAUUUGAGAAGAAGCCAAGCAUUUCACGGAUCGACAAGUUGGUAGUGAAUGCCAUCGUGGACACCCUGAAGACAGCAUUCCCUCGCUCGGAGCCCCAAAGCCCCACCGAGGAGGCAGAUGGAGACUCCGAUGGGCGGAACCAACCAGAUGGCAAGAAGAUGAUCAGAUCUCGGCUGAGAUUUUCAAGCAAGAUUGCGCCAAGCCUCAAUAUCCCUGACAUGCAUCCUAAAGUAAUUUACACUUUCAGCGAGGGGAGCACUGUGCUGCAGGGUCUUUCCAUUACAGGCCUGGAGGGCCUCAUCAGGGAGCACGAGCGGGUGCUGUGUGGCCCGCAGAAGAUGACCGCUGAGGAGGGCCGAGCCGUCGGAGUGGACCAGAGAGGCGGCCGGGAACGCUCCAGAACUCUGGAGAGGAGAUCGACAGACACUGCUCUGGCUGACGUGGCCUUGAACAUCCUCUGUCUGCUGAUGAAAGACCAGUGGAGCUGGUUGUGCACGGAGAAUAUCCAGAAGACCAUCAGACUGCUGUUUGGCACCUUCAUUGAAAGGUGGCUGGACGUGGGCAUCAGACACCUGACCAGCGCCCCGUGUUGGGUGAUCUACCUGCGGGUGCUGCAGGAGGCGGUGUGGCCCGGCGGGGAGCUGCCGGCCGAGCAGCAGCCGGAGCGGAGCCCCGAGCAGCGCGAGGAGACGCGGCAGCAGUGCCUGGACUGCCUCGCCCAGAUGCUGCCAGAUUUCAUCUCGGAGAUGCUGGGAUCUGAGAAGUUCAGGCUGAGCUGGGAACAUAUGCUGGGAUCCCUGCAGGACUCCAACAUCAACAGGCACCUGGUGUACUGCAUCUUUGAUCUGCUGCUGGAGUUUCUGAUCCCUGAGUCCUCGGAGGAGGCAUUUCAGAAAUCCCUGCUGCAAAGUCUUUCCCGGGAUGUGGAGAGAACGGCAACAUCUCCGUGA